AUGGCUAAUAUGAUGCCACUGUUGUUAUCAAUGUCGCUUAUGGGAGGCCCGCAAUUCGCAGCUUACACAGGCCCCGGUAUCUUAUCUAGAGAGCUUCAGGCGCCCGCGCUGCCGUUAACUCCGUCAGUUUCCACUCCGCACUUUUCUUCGACUCGCGCAAUCAAUUACAAAGGCUCUAAAUCGGCUUACGAUGAGCACAAUGGCUGGUCAAAAUUGCCGGUACAUACGAACACAGGCAAUCCUUACGGAUCGACACCACAAUUGCGGCACCAUGUUGUUACAUCUAAUCUGGGAAGAAGUGAUUUAUCAAGACCCACUGGCAGAGUCAUUGAUACAUUUCACACGGAUCCUCAUUUAGUAAAUCAAUUAGAUUUCCAUGAUUUUGGCGACAGUUUCGAGCCGGGACAUAUUACAGACGACUACGUUGGACCAGCUAUGGAACUAGUAUACGCAUGGUCUACGAUCGACUUUGAGUUUAACAAUAUCGAAGAGCGAGACAAUGCUAUAUUUAAGGGCGAUUACAUAGCUGAAAAUAAUUUGCCUCUGGGCUUAGAUGUUUGGCGGGACAAAGUUUUUAUUACUCUACCAAAAUGGAGGGCUGGUAUACCGGCGACUUUAGCCACCGUGCCGAGAUAUUCGAAGACAAAAAGCCCUAAGUUGAAACCAUAUCCCAACUGGCACUGGCAUCAAUCAGAAAGCUGCGACGGUCUGACUUCCGUCUUUCGAAUCCAAGUAGACGAGUGCGAUCGUCUAUGGGUUCUCGAUUCUGGCAAAACGGAGCUCGCUAAAAAAUCUAAGCAGAUCUGUCCUCCCGCCAUAUAUAUCUUCGACCUUCGUACCGACACCCUCAUUAGGAAGUUUACUUUACCGGAUGAAUACAUCAAGCAGGAUUCUUUGUACAUCAACAUCGCAGUGGAUAUCAGAGACAACGACUGCGGCUCAGCGACAGCAUACUCGGUUGACGUUUGGCGAUACGGUCUCGUCGUAUACGAUUUCUUUAAGAACUCCGCUUACAGGGUCGAGCAUCACUUCUUCUAUCCUGAUCCUCUGGCUUCCAGAUACGAGCUGCAUGGCAUAAGGUUCCAAUGGACUGACGGGUUAUUCGGGAUAGCUCUCAGUCCUCUGGAUAUUCAUGACGACAGAACGUUAUUCUUCCAUCCGAUGUCAAGCUUUCGGCAGUUCGCUGUGUCCACGUCGAUUUUCCGGGAUAGAAAAGUUGCGGAUCGAAGUACGGAAAAAUUUAUGCCCGUUGGGCGACCCAGAGCGAAAGACUACGGUCAUGCUUCGGGGUCUGCCAUCGAUAAGAACGGCGUCAUGUUCUUCAACAUGGUCACCAGAGACUCCGUGUGGUGCUGGGACACUAGGAAAGAGUACAUACCGCAAAAUCUCGGGGUGAUCGGCACCAGCAACGUAUCUUUAGUGUUCCCGAAUGACAUCAGAGUGGAUCACGAGCACGAUCAAAGUGUCUGGCUGAUUUCGAAUCGCUUGCCGAUAUAUUUGUACGGGACUUUGAACAAUGGUAAUAUCAAUUACAGGGUAUUCAAGGCGAACGUCAAGGAGGCUAUCAGAGAUAGCGUCUGUGAUCCUAAUUAUGUAGUUCCUGAAUCGGAUCCGGGACUUGAUGAUGUAUGCUAA
Messenger RNA from Dinoponera quadriceps, 1635 nucleotides. It is a transcript of the gene Y-h, whose product is annotated as protein yellow-like. The transcript is spliced from 4 exons. NCBI's taxonomy places the organism in Eukaryota, Metazoa, Arthropoda, Insecta, Hymenoptera, Formicidae. Gene Ontology annotation, cellular component: extracellular region. The record is from RefSeq and is a predicted model, not a curated record. The coding region runs from base 1 to 1635 and encodes 544 amino acids.